Cryptotermes secundus is the source of this 2516-nucleotide messenger RNA. Its product is annotated as ras-related protein Rap-2b. Gene Ontology annotation, molecular function: GTPase activity; GTP binding. The record is from RefSeq and is a predicted model, not a curated record. The transcript has 4 exons. The coding region runs from base 189 to 917 and encodes 242 amino acids. NCBI's taxonomy places the organism in Eukaryota, Metazoa, Arthropoda, Insecta, Blattodea, Kalotermitidae.
UGUAGUAGUGCCUUGUCUUGCAGACGCUCUGAGUGUGCACAGAAGCCACUGUAACAAGCGCAGUGAUUUUCCUACAGCAACCCAACAGUAGGAGCUUCAGGGUGUCGCCGCUGGCAGCAUCUGUGGAUCACUUCUCGAGGUGCCGCAGCAGAGCUGUGUUCCGGGUGUUGCAGGCAGGCCGCAGCGAUAUGCCGGGAGCCGGCGGGCGUAUCAGGCUACCCUCACUGGGCACCGAGUCAACAACCUCCAACAGCAGCAGCCAAGGAAGCGGAGGGGUUUCGCAGCUGCAGAAGGAGCAGCACCGAGUUGUUGUCAUGGGGGCUGCUCGAGUGGGCAAGUCGUCUAUCAUAUCUCAGUUCCUCUACGACAAGUUCCUGCCGCGCUACAGGGAGACCGUGGAAGAACUUCACCGUGGCGAAUAUGAACUUCAGAACGGCGCCUCCCUCACCCUCGACAUCUUGGACACCUCAGGCGCCUUCCAGUUCCCAGCCAUGCGGGCGCUCUCCAUCUCUACAGCGGAUGCUUUUAUCCUCGUGUAUUCCAUUGAUGAUGCGGACACGUGGGAAGAAGUACGCAGGCUCAGGGAUCAGAUUCUGGAGUCAAGGGGAGUUCGAGUUCCCAUUGUUGUGGUUGGCAACAAGGUGGAUCUCGCGGAAAACGGGAGGCGAGCAAUAUCCCGGGAGAUAGCAGAGACCAUUGCCCUAUUCGACUGGGAAUGUGGCUACGUGGAGUGCUCAGCAAAGCAAAAUAUACGCAUUAUCGACGUGUUCAAGGAGCUCCUAGUUCAAGCAAAAGUCAGCUACAAUCUCAGCCCUGCCGUUCGGAGGCGCAGGCAGUCACUGCCAAACUACGUCACCGGAAGUGGCUCUACCAAAAGUAAACACGUGCUCAAGAGAAACUCUUGUACCGUAGCUUGAGCGUUUCUACAUCGAGGAUGAAGACGAAAGCAAAUGCCACUUUCCUCAUCUAAGGAAAGCAAUUGGUAUAAUUCUUUUAUAAUCCUUGAAACAGAGGAAAUUUUCACGCAGCUUCGGGAAGAGAACACGGGAAACAGGGAAUAUAGGUCAGAGAUAUAAGUAACGUAUAAGAGUAUUCAUGAGAAAGUUAUUGGUAAGUUGGUAGUCAUGGAUUUGGCGUGAUGUUAGCUAAGAUACGGCGUGUGAUGUAUAUGCCAACGGCAGCAGAAGACUAGGCUACUGCCAGUUGUCAAAACUGAAUGUGUAGUUUAAUGUAAAAGGAUGAUGAAACACGAGUUAUGCCCUUAGCGGUAAAAAGACACAAGCUUUUCACUUUUCCUUGCUGAAUUAUUAACAAAAGAAUCCAAUUUGUAUACGACAGCUUUUUCCAACCAUUUUAAUUUCGCGGAUUAACUGAGCAGUCCUUCAUAACCCUGCGGAUCAUCUUAUCUACUGCCUAUACCUACUCAAGUUAUCUACAUUUGGUAAGAGUAGUUGAAGAUUAAAGAUUUCUUGAAUUUGGCGCCAUGUCAUUCGUCAGAUAAGUACCGACUUUCAGAAGCAGGGCGCUGUCUGUGUGUUUAGUCAUAUAGCGAGGACUUAAUGUGUUACUAUUACUUGGAUAUGCAACCAAGAUUAUUGUCUUUUGGAUGUGACACCGUGGAUUAAUAUCUGUGUACCAUACACACGGCCUCACAUCACAGAAGACGGUAAUUUUAUCUCCGUCGUGAGAAAUUUAUCUCAUAAAAAUAUUUACUUCGAUAAAUGUUUUAUUUGGUAAUUUUCUAAUUUGUUAUCCUGUAGCCUAUACAUUACUUUGUCUGUUCACCUGAGUCGCCAACUGCUUUGCGGUAUCGCUUAAAAGAAAAUUUGUUCAAAAUUAUAUCUGUGAGAGAUUCAGCCCAAGAAAGAAAAACUAUAUUCAGUAGAAUUGUCCACGUACCACCUACAAAAUAUUUGCAGACCCAAAUUACCCCGCUGACUAUAGGUGAGAGACGCUGGUAUGCGCCCCAUAAUAACGCAUAACGCACAACGUUGAUGGAAAGCCACAAACGAAGUUUCAUUAAUAAGAGAUCUUAGGACAGUUUCCGUUCUCUGAACAUGUCCAAAUCUUAUUUACCAAGAAUAUUUUUAAUCCAUACAUCCCGUCUUUUGUGUCAGUCUCUAAAAGUCAGUGAGUGGUAUGUGUAUAUCUUUUUCAUUGGUUGCACCUGUUGUGUGUUCCAGAUAUGUAUAGGAGUUAGGUUAACCUUCAACACUACAAAUAUAUUCGCUUUUUAAUAUGUUUCAAUUCGAUCUUUAUUGCUGCUACAUUUUUCGGUCAUAUAAGACCAUCUAAGGCAUACAUAGGAUUAUGUCUAGUUGAAGUACCGAUAUGGAUCCAUACCAGUGCAACGUGUCGUAUUAUAUACUAACAUAAAAUUUUUGCCUCAAGUUGGUGUUACAAUUAAAGUAGACAUACAAAAGAUACUUUAAUUGUAACAUCACCUUGAGGCAAAAAUUUUAUAUUAGUAUACAUAUAAUAUGACAUGUUGCACUGGUAUGGAUCCAUAUCGGUAC